Molecule: messenger RNA, 740 nt
Organism: Drosophila guanche
Lineage: Eukaryota; Metazoa; Arthropoda; Insecta; Diptera; Drosophilidae
Exons: 4
Coding region: 60-740 (226 amino acids)
Cellular component (GO): membrane
Source: RefSeq, a predicted model, not a curated record
AACUGAUAGUCUGAUAGAAUUUCUCUACAAGUUUCCUGAUUUUUUAUUGUUUUCUUAUCAUGGCAUCGUCACUGCAGAAAAUGUUGCUCUCAAUGAACUUUGUUCAUUCCACGGUUUCCCUAUUGGUUAUUGUCUGCGGCAUAUCCUUUUUUAUAGACCAGGUCAGCACUCUGGAGAAAGUUGCCGGCGCUCUGACCAUUGCCCAGGGCAUUGUCGGACUGAGCCUGUCGAUCUUUUGCAGGGAAGCAGCCGAAAGCGAGUCGCCUAAUUGGCUUAGAAAUUAUGUGGCCAUAGCAAUGCUGCAAAUAUUCAGCCAACUGCUGCUCCUGUACGAGGCCACCAAUAGCUCAAACCGCAUUGACAAAACCUUCGACGACUUGUGGGAGGCGGAGCGCAGAGGCGCAGCACUGGAGCGACGCCUUGGCUUCUAUGAGAAGUUUCUAAAGUGCUGCGGCGUCAACGGCAGCCACGACUACUCGAAGAUCAGUCUCGAGCCCCCGAAGAGCUGCUGCAUAGACGAAGACUCCGAGUUUGACUCCCCGCUACACCCGUAUGGCUGCAGGGAUCAGUUCACGGAUUAUGUUUUCAGCAAAGUGUUGCUGCUAAAACUAGCCUGUUGGCUGCUCAUCGUUGUUGGGACUAAUAGUGCGCUGUGCGGCUGGCGUCUGUACAGGGUUAUGAAGCGGCAGAUGCAACGCUACAGUGGCGACUGGCUGGAAGAGAGCUCAAAGGAGUUUUAA